AUGGACUGCUCGUUUUGCCACAAGCCCAUCGGCAGCUUCUUGCUGCACUACGAGAAGUGCCAAAGUUGUCGAUGGCGCGUUCACCCGGAGUGCAAGCCGCGCAUCGGCGAGUCGUGCGGGCUGACGUCGAACCACCUACGAGCCGCCAUGGACGAGAUGAUCCAGCGCAACAACGAAGACUCCUGGUUUGGAACCAAGCGUAACUCGUCCACGUCGUCAACGCUGCGCCGCUCGAGCACCAGCAGCAACAUGACCCUGUUGCACAUCUACGGUGGAGAGGACACUUCGACCGAGUGCUCAGGCUCCACCGGCCUCGAAAUUGAGAGUGAUCGAAGCGCCUCCAGGCCUCAUCAUGCCAGCUACAUUGCUGAAGCGGCUAGCUCGUUCAGGCCGGAAUCGCCUAUUUCACUCGGUUCCGAUCCGAAGAACGCUCGUCGACAAGAUACUCGAUUACCGGCCAUCAUCCACUCGCCCGCCCCGGUGUCGCCCUCCGUGUUCGACAGCGACUGGAACCUCUUCCACGCUCCCGAGGCCAUCGUCGGCUCCUCGUCUUGGACGGACGUGACGAUCCCGCUCGAGAAGCUCAAGUUCCACAACAUCACCAAGUCGUUCAUCGGCCGUGGCCGCUUCGGAGUGGUCCAAAAAGCCGACUACUACGGCGACGUCGCCGUGAAAUUUCUCGACAUGGACCACGUUGAACGAGGGCAGCGAAGGGACGAAUUUAUGAAGUGUGUCGAGAAUUUCAAGAUUUGCCAGGCUCUCUCCUAUCUCCACGCGAAGAACAUCAUCCACGGAGACCUGCGAUCCAAGAACAUCUUCGUCGAGCAAAGACGGCGCGUCCUCGUCACUGACGUCGGCCUCUUCAGCAUGAAGCGUAUGAAGAAUCCUCAUCGAAAAUACACAAUCAUCACCCCGACUUCAUGGCUGCCCUACCUCGCGCCGGAGCUGAUCACCGAGAUUGCCGACGACUUCAGAGAAUUGCCUUCCAACGAGGAGACGGACGUCUAUGCUUUUGGUACCAUCUGGCAUGAGCUUCUCGUCGGGCGACUCCCCUGGUCUGGCAGCCCCCCUGAAACAAUCAUCUGGCGGGUUGGGAACGGGGUGAAGCCACGCAUCCCCAAGGACUGCCCAUUUGACGGAAUAUGGAUCCUCUCCGCCUGCUGGUCACACGACCCAUCCGAUCGACCAUCAUUCCCCGAACUCCUCCACGACAUGCGCCAGAUGCCAACGCUCAAGUACGACGCGAACCCGCGUACCAAGAGCUUCGAAAGUAUCAUC
Molecule: messenger RNA, 1278 nt
Organism: Mesorhabditis spiculigera
Lineage: Eukaryota; Metazoa; Nematoda; Chromadorea; Rhabditida; Rhabditidae
Source: the annotation of a GenBank genome assembly